This is a messenger RNA of Aquila chrysaetos chrysaetos, 3343 nucleotides long. RefSeq lists its product as uncharacterized. Gene Ontology annotation, cellular component: cytoplasm. The transcript is spliced from 25 exons. Lineage: Eukaryota; Metazoa; Chordata; Aves; Accipitriformes; Accipitridae. Bases 1007 to 3343 code for a protein of 778 amino acids. The record is from RefSeq and is a predicted model, not a curated record.
UUCAGUCUUCAUUUGUUACUGGCCUUUUGUAUUUUUUAAUAUUUGGUUUGUUAUCUGUUAAUGUUUUGUUGUGGUAGUUCAGCCUUCCAAUGGCCAGCAGGCUCUUCUCUGUAAGAAUCGUGAAUGAUCAUUUUUUCCUCCGGGGCUACACGCUCCCACUUUAGUGUGGGCUUCCUUUUGUGUGUGUGAGAGGUCUGGUGAGAAGGCCCUGAGAGGCCGUAUGUUUGUCCAUCUGGUCCUUGAGGGGUGUUGCACAUGGGCUGGAGACAGAGGUUUGAAAGCUGCCAGGUCCCAGCCAGGUCCCUCUGCAGCUUUGGACAUCUCAGCCCGCGUCUGGGUCCCGUGUUGUUGCCUGACCCCCUUCCAGUCACUGCGGGUCACUAAGGAAGAGGUAGAUCACAACAUGCGAUGGGAACGUUUUUCAUCUCUGCUUGGUUACAGCUGUCCGUGGAGACAGGGGCUACUUGACUUCUCAACUUGAGCCUGUCCGUGAGCCUUGGGGUGAUCCCACAGAUGUGGCUGCAGGCGAUGGUUAUCCAGCUUCCUGGCUGGGUUUCAGGGCUGACCCACAGGCAGGUCGCAUGGACGUGGCCAGACAGAGGGCUUUUCCAGCUCCUUGGCUGAAUCCUGGGCUGAAUCCCAGCUGGCAUCCCAGGGAGACCAACCGUGAGAGUGUGCAGAAGGAGGCCUUUCAGAAGGGAAGCAGGCACACCGUGCCAGUCUCCAAUGAAGAAAGAGAGGCAAUGCAAGAGACUGGCAUGCCAGGGGCAGAUGCUGGGAGAAGGUCUGAGGCUGCUGGUCACGAAUUGCUGCGCAACUUCUCAUUUUGGUAUAUGCUUAGUUUAACCUCGAGCCAGGGUUGGUGAAGACAAAGCUGAGUGAGAGCUUCUGUAAGCAGCGAGGCAGCAGACACCAUAGAAAAAGUCUAUCCUCUCUGCUGCCCACCCUAGAAAUCCCUAGAAAUGGCUAAAGGCCCACCAAAGGAGCAGCUUAGCUGCUCUUGAGGAUGGCGGAGAGACCCCCCAGCCGCCCCAGGGUAGCCUGGGAGGAGGACAGGGCUUCCCAGGAGAGCAGCUCUCCCCCAGAGCUCUACAGGGUGUCCACGGCCCAGCCGCUGCAGACUGAUGGCAGCCGGUUAUCUGCCGAUGAAGAGGAAGAGGAAACCGUGCACUGCAUCCAGGCUUUUCUCACGAGCACCGAAAAGGACGAGACCCAGAAGAUGCGUUUUCUCCAGAGCAUCCGCACGAUCUGCAGAGCCACCAGGCACAAGGGCUUGUCACAGGGCCUGGAUGUCUUCUGCCAUGGAGAUGAGCUGGCAGGGAGUAUCACGGUGCUGCUGAAAGAGGAGCCCAGGGAUCACCUGCGCACGGCAGUGCGGCAGCAAGCCAUGCUUGCCAUCUCUGCCUUGAGCUCAGUGGAGAUGGUGCCGGAGGACCAAACGAUGCACCUCUUAGACGCCUGCUUCAGCAGCGUCUUCUGCCUUCCUCCAAAAGAGGACAUGCAGGGCUUGGACACUUCCCUCUACCACGAGACCCUGCACGCCAUGGACUGCAUGCUGCAGACGUUGGUACUCCGCUCUCCUGCCUCCAGACUCAGCCAGGAGCUGCAGAGGAUCUUGCAGAUGCUGCUGACCUUCACCAAGUCCCAGAGCGCGGCGGUGUGUGAGAGGGCCGUGAGGAGGAUUGGGAUGCUGAUCUAUUUGAUGGCCAGAUAUUCCUCGCUGGAGGCCUGGCGCCCCUUUGGAAGAGAGGAGGACAGCCCUGCCUGCUACAGAGGCUUCCAUAUCCCCAAGCUGGGACAGCUGCUGGGACAUCUCAUCCUUCUCAGCUCUUGCAAGGACAAAGACACCAGCUGUGCCGCCUUGGAUGCUCUUUACCUCCUCUUGAUAUUCCUCCUGCAGCAAAGAUGCAGUGCGUGGCCAGAGGAUAGUCCACAGCACCAAAGCGUGUGGGGAGCUGCCGGCACCUCCUGUCUUUCUUUGCACAGCACCGGGGACUUGACCAAGGCGUUUGGAAAAUACCUCAAACCUGGGGAGAAGACAGAUGUCAUCCUCACGGCCAUCAAGGCCAUGACAGACACCAGCGCUUCUGACAAGGAGGGGGCCAGCAGCAUGCUGGAUGAGGCCAUGAAAGACCCUGACUCCUGGCUGAUGGACGUGCCAAAGAUCAUUAAUGGCAUCCACGAAAACCUGGAGCACAUCUGCACGGCGCCAGCCAGGCACAGCAUAGACUCACUCCUUCUCCUGCUGACCAACCAGUACCCCAGCAAAGUGGUCAGAAGCCUGCUGAAGUACUCUAAACUAGCUGACAGUGCUGCCCUGGCCAUGUGGAAGGUGAUGUUCUCCCUGCUCCAGCCUUUGGAGAAGGUCUUGAGGGAGCUGCACAGAGAAUACAGGAAGCGGCGGAUCCACAUGCUGUUUGGCACCAUGACAGGGGACAGCAGCAUCCUCUGCCUGGCCAUCAUCGCCACCAGCAACAUUCCAUCAGAGACCUUUGCUGCCGCGAUCUCUUUCUGGGGGUGUCUGAGGGAUGAGAGCCUGGAGGUGAUCUCGCUGGUGCUCCAAGGCCUCAUCACGCUGUCGCAGAGACCCGAGAUGGCAAGAAAAAUGAAGGUCCUGCUGGAAGACAUUGUGAAGACCCUGCAGUAUGCCAGUGAAGAUGUCCAGAUGAAGGCCCUGCUUGUCUUCAGAAACAUGCUGGGUCAUAUGACGAGGGAGGAGGCCAGUCCCAUCGCUCUGAAGCUGGCAGAGAGGCUCCUGCUGCUCUUCAGCAAUGCGUCCAGCCAGCUGCGAGAGUCCUCCAUCUGCCUCUUCAGAGACGUGAUGCAGAUGGUGGUGUGGAGACACAGGAGAAAAAUGAGGAAGAACGUGCAGCGGGGCCUGCUCCCACUGCUCUUUCACAUGAGUGACCAGACCCAGAGCGUGGCCAAGGCCUCCAGGGAAGCCCUCCUAGCUGCUGCGGAAUUCCUGGAGCAGAAGCAGCUCAAGUACCUGACCCAGACGGAGCAGGCAUGGAGGAUUGGAGAGUGCUUGCUGGUGCAGGCCAGGAACAGGGUGGAAGAAUACCUGUGGCAGAGCCUGCUGUACCUGAAUGAUGCUCAGGCCAGCGUGCAAGAGGAGGCCAUCAGGUUCACCGGGCUUGCCACGCGGCACCUGAGGGACCAAAGUGCGGAGAGGCUGCAGGAAGUCUGUGAUGCCCUCAAGCCCUUGCAGGGAGACAUCGAGCCCUCCAUCCGUUCGCUGGCAGCUCAGACCAUGCUGAUCGUGGGUUCUCCAAGGAAGCGGCCAGCAUCAGGAUGGACCAGGGUGCUGUGCUGCUGGCCCUGCAAAGCCAGGGAAAGGUGA